This is a messenger RNA of Portunus trituberculatus (swimming crab), 7398 nucleotides long. RefSeq names its product zyxin-like (gene jub). Gene Ontology annotation, biological process: positive regulation of miRNA-mediated gene silencing; cytoskeleton organization; regulation of DNA-templated transcription. The transcript is spliced from 8 exons. The record is from RefSeq and is a predicted model, not a curated record. The coding region runs from base 148 to 2973 and encodes 941 amino acids. Lineage: Eukaryota; Metazoa; Arthropoda; Malacostraca; Decapoda; Portunidae. Gene Ontology annotation, cellular component: transcription regulator complex; nucleus; P-body. Gene Ontology annotation, molecular function: transcription corepressor activity.
AAGUUGAGCCUUGUGUAUUCCUCCGCCAUGACACUUGUUGACUGUGGUCUGUGUCGUCCAACGCUAGUGUGAGGGUUAAUUAUGGCUAUCAUGGCUACUCCAGCAUGUGGGGUCCCCGGGGCCAUGAGUGUGUGAGUGAACACUGCCAUGGCCCGGUAUGGGAGCGACGCCGCCACCGAGGCCAGCCGCCUCCUCCAUACCCUGAGCCUGCACUCCUCCGAGGCCGCCCACCCCUGCCCUGGCCUGGCUGGCGAGGCCUCGUCCGCGAGCUUGGCCAGCUCGCGGGAGGCGUCCAACAACACGCACCAGGACGGGGCAGGCUAUGGCCGCAUUCUGCCGCGGGUAACAGUGGCCGGGGGGAACGGCGCAGGCGCGGGCGGUGGCGCAGACGCAGCGGGAUCGGUGCCGCCCGCCCCGCGAGUCGGCGCCAUCGAGAGUCUUAUCACACCCGGGUCAGACGGCGCGCCAUACACAGUGCCUCAGGUGUACGAGGUACUGGACUCCCGCCGUGUGAUUGCUGCGUCCAAGUUUGCCACGCCCAAACAGCCUGAUGCUGUGGUGGUGAGCAGCAGCAGUGCUCCUACACAGGCGGUGAACGGGGGCGUGCCCUCCACGGGCCUGGUGACAGGAGCCACUUCGACCCCCGCCACUGUCGGUUACGCCCACAUCAAGUCGACCACAGCAGUCAGCAACAAGGGCAGCAGCAGUCACCUUAUCAACGGAGGCAGCAGUAGUGUGCCCCGCCCUGUCAAUGGCCAGGCCCUGUACUCAGGCCACGUGAGGUACGAGCCACCGCCUGUGUACACCCGCAGCACCCUAGGCAGUUCUGCCCAUUCCAGUCCCCGCUCUAGCCUCAGCGGUGGAAGUCAUGAUUCUCUUAACUCCGGCCAGAACUCAAGAAGCAUUCCACAGUGUUUGACGCAACAUUCCAGUGACUAUGUUGUGAAGCCCAGUUUUGUGGGGCAGCUGCAUACUUACGAGAAUAUAAGCUCUUAUCAGCAGUACGGGCCAACGGGUAGCUUGGCAGCAACAGUCAUUGAGAACAAAUACGCCAGCCCGAGGUCCAGUAUCAGUUCUCAAGACUCCAAACAUUCCAGUCCUAGGAGCAGUUUUGUACAUUCCUUGCAAGGUUCUAGUCUAGACCGAACAAGUUUAGCGAGUCAAACUAUUUUAGAGGAAGGCUGUUCCCCACGGCCCACCCUUGGAAACAGGCACUUGCCUCCUCGUAUUGAACAGGACUUAGAGGGCAAGCAGUUUGUGAUCCCCAGAAACAAUGCCUAUGUUCAGGAAAAUGCUCGCCACAGUUCGCAGUGGAGUGUAACCGGUGACUCAGUGAGGCAUAGAGGGAUUUACUACGACGGCCUCCCACCACCUCCAGCACCACCCCAUUCCUUAGGACUUACCCGUCCCACCCACACUCCUGUAGCCUCCCCCAGUCCCACUGCUCUCCCUCCACCCCCACCCUACCCAGGGAAGCCCCCUAGCCUUGCCUCAGAGACAGUUGAUUCCUCUCGUGUGACCUCCGUUGCUUUCCCCCUGGUGACCUCUAACCAUAACUAUGCUAACAUUGAUGUGCUGAAGAGUGUGUCAGGGGCAGAUCCUCCCCCGCCACCCCCAUAUCCUUCCUCAGUGGUGCGACAGUUCCAGAACCUGAGUCUAGGGAACACCCAUUCUCCCCUUGGUUCCCAUUCUCCUGCAUCAUCCACUCCGUCCACUCCCUCCACCCCCUCGACCCCUCAGAGUCUGCUGAGGGCAGGGGGUGUGGUGCCCCCUCCACCUCCACCAUACUCCUCAUCUCUGGUUCGUGCUAAUCAGCAGCAGCAGCAGCAGUUUGUGGUGCCUCCUCCCCCUCCUCCAUAUCCCUCCUCUGUGGUGCGAGCAGUGACCUCAGUGCCAUCUUACGUGCCUGCAACCACGCACGUCGUGAGUGGGCAGGUGGUGCAGGUGCCACCACCGCCACCCCCUUAUCCAUCUUCUGCUGUACGAAACAACAUUAACAAUAGCAAUAGUGUCCAGAAUAACAAAAACAUGAGUCAGGCCAACACGCCCAGUGACCGCCUGGCACAGUGGCAGCACAAACUGGGGACGGGAGGCCAUCCCAUCCCCCCUUCCACCAAUACAGCCACCGCCACCACCACUGCCAUCACCACCGGCCAGGCCCAGGUGCCUCCUGCCCCUUCCUCCUCCACCAAGUCCCUAAGUGGCAAAAAUCUCUUGCCCUACAAUGUCACUGCAAAGUCUAUGGGGAUGAGCGAGGCGGAGAGGAAGUUGGAGGCACUAACGCAGCAGAUAGAGGAGGAGAUGGAAAAGAAGGAGCAGGAGGGAGAGUACUACGGCGUAUGUCACACCUGUGGGGACAAGGUGACAGGUGCUGGCCAGGCGUGUCAGGCCAUGGGCAACCUCUAUCACACCAACUGCUUCAUCUGCUGUUCUUGUGGCCGAGCGCUGCGGGGCAAGGCCUUCUACAAUGUGCAUGGCAAGGUGUACUGUGAGGAGGACUACCUGUAUUCUGGCUUCCAGCAGACGGCAGAGAAGUGUGCCAUCUGUGGCCACCUCAUCAUGGAGAUGAUCCUGCAAGCCAUGGGGAAGUCCUACCACCCUGGAUGCUUCAGGUGCUGCAUCUGUAAUGAGUGCCUGGAUGGGGUGCCCUUCACUGUGGAUGUCGACAACAAGAUCUACUGCGUCCACGACUAUCAUAGAAUGUUUGCUCCCAAAUGUGCAGCUUGUGGGAAGAGCAUUACCCCUGUUGAGGGGACAGGAGAGACAGUGCGUGUGGUCUCCAUGGACAAAGACUUCCACGUGGAUUGUUAUGUGUGCGAGAACUGUGGCCUCCAGCUGACAGACGAGCCAGACCAGAGGUGCUACCCACUGGAAGGCCGCCUGUUGUGCCGCACAUGCCACCUGCACCGCCUCCAUGCCAUGGGCCGCACACCCUCCAACAUACAGGACGUUGGUGCCACGUAUGUUGAGUGAAGAGGAAGGACAGAGGACAGCUGGUCCAUAACAAAGCAGCUCGUCAUGGGUUGGCCUCUUAUCAGAAUUUAUGUGAAAGACAAACUACAGAUUAAGCUUUUUGUGAUAAAAAAAAAAUCACCUCAUUUCCAUGCAAACAUUACAGUGUCCUUAAAAUCAACAAGAACACAUCAAUUCCUUGAGUCAGUACUUCAUAAGUAUGUUUUGCGAAGUUAGUUGUCUCAUAUUUUACAUCAUUCUGUCUCUCUAAUGAUGAAGAGUGUGUGUGUGGUGGUGAGGUCAGUAAAGGGCAGCUGUCGCAGCCACAUAAAGAUCACCAGCAAGAUUAGAAUUAGUUUGGUGAAAUUCCAGUUCUGUUCCUAGUUUUGGUGUGUGUGUAUGUGUGUGUGCGCAAGUGAGUGUGAGUGAUGUGUGUGUGUGUCAAGAGGAAGUUGAUUUAGAGUGUAUAUGUAGUUCUGUAAUUGCUGCAGAAAAUAUAUUUACUUCUUCUAUGUGUGUCUGAAGAGCCAUUGUUCCUGGAAUCAUUUAAGAAACCAUUCAGCAUUUAAUUCACUAUAAUUUCAUGUGUGAUUUUCUUCGUGUGUUGUAAAAUGAUUACUUUUCUUCCAUGUGUAUAAUUGACAAAGCAUAUAUUUUUUUAGGUAAGUACUGGGCAAGCUGUCUUGGUGAUGCAUUUAAAUUACCUUGCUAUUUUUUUUUUUUUUUUUUUCACACACACACACACACACACACACACACACACACCAAAUGUAUAUGUGUGUGUAUAUAAUAUAUAUAUGUAUAUGUAUUAUUAUGUAUCCCAACUUCUGCACAUGCUUUUUUUUCUAUCAUUUGUCUAUUUCUAUGCAAUUUUCUCAAUAUUGUACAAUUUGUUCAUAAUGAGUUUUGGUUCUAAGUGCAUUUAUGUAUUUAUUGUGUAAUCCAUUCUUUCAAAUCGACUGCUGUGAUAGAGGGAGCAUCUCAGGCUACCUUAUUCAGAGAGAACUCUCCCUCAGGCUCUAUGUUGCAUGCCAUGAUGACCUUGGUGACUGCGCAGCCCAGUGGAGGUGGUGGGACUCUGGGGAGGCCAGUGGGAGGCUGGGGGAACAGUGGUGGUGGUGGUGAUGGUAGAACCUGACACUCCCUUUACUUAGGAGUGGCUCAAAUGACCUUGCCAUUUUUGCUUACAUGAUUGUGAGAAUAACUUUGAGUGAAUUGUUUUUAUACAGCCGUUGUUCACCACUGCACUCAUGGUUUAUUUAGUGAACUGCCAAUUGUGAUAUCUCACUUACUUUUUAUUUAAAUUUUUCUUCUGUCUAGAGGAAUGAGAAUGGAAUAACUUCACAGGGGUGUGUGUGUGUGUGUGUGUGUGUGUGUGUGUGUGUGUGUGUGUGUGUGUGUGUGUGUGUGUGUGUGUGUGUGUGUGUGGGGUGGGGGUGGGGUGGGUGCAUGUAUUCGUGCAUGUGUGUGUGUGUCAGGAAAAUCAGUAGCAAAAAGUAUUACAAAUAUGAAAGAUCUGGCAAGUCUGAUAAUGGAGAAUGGAUAAAUGAUAAAAUGAAGAUGAUCAGACAAGAUUUUUUAAAUGUUUGUCACCUGAGAGACAAGAUGACAAUAAAAACAUCAAGAUGCAGACCACGGGGCUGAAAUGAGAAGCCUCAGUGGAUAAUAUGUGAAAAAAAGAAGCAGAGAGGAGAGAAAUGUGGACAAUAGUGAAUAGAGACUUCUGCCAUGGCCUGGCAGGUUCUAAUUCUAAAGAUUUUCAUGGAUCAGGAGAUAUGCAUAUAUACUCACAAUAUGAAUGAAGAAAACAUGAACGGUAAAGUUGAUAAGAAUUUUAAUAUUGUUGAGUUUGUCGCAUCUAUAUAAAGAAUGCAGGCUAUCUUUUACUAAGACUCCCUGGCUCAGGUUCUGAAUUUUGUGUGCCUGAGUGUGGCAUCAAAAAUACAUCCUUUGAGAUGGGUUGGCUGUGAGUACCACCUGAUGUUAGCUGAGGUGUGACUUGCUAGAAAGGGAUUAUUAAUUUAAGUGAUUGCUUUUGGAUAUUAAAAAUAUAGCCUUUGUGAAUUAGUCUUUGGUGCUGGAAGUGAGCUCAAUGAAGGAAUCUACCUGUGGUGUGGCUCCAGGAACAAGCUAGUUCAUUAAUUAAGCUUCAUGUAUGACUGGAUGUCUACAAUACUCAUCCCAAAUGUGAUUUUUGAGAAAACUGAUAUGCAAUGAGAUUCAAAUAGUGUUCUCUUAAAUAAUAAAGCAUUUCUCAUACUGGCUGAAUGACUAGACAAAAACAUUUGAUGAAAGCUUAGAGUACACAAUUUUCAAGAAUCCAAAUUUAUUCAUUACAUGAAUGACUACGCUGUCCUCUGUACAGUGUUGGCAUCUUUACGCAUUCAUAAUUCAUAAUCACAUAUUUUGAAAAAUGUCAGUUUUUGCCAGGUUUUAGUCAUUUUUUAUGUCUUGUUAGGAAAAUUUUAAUGUCAGAGAAAUCUGAAAUCAUGUUAAGGAAUGUAUGCAUACAUUUUCACUGCUUCACUUUUUUCCAUGAAACAUUUUAUUUUCAUAAUCUUGCCAGGGUAUGGAAAGUUUACUGUCUAUCUUGGGUUUUCACCAUUAAAAAUUAUAUCAAAGCUUCUUAUGCCUUCAGUUAUAUUGCAUCUCAUUGCUACCCUGUUAUAUUCCUGUUUCCUUCCUUUCAUCACAUGCAUACUCAAAAUCUAAUUUGAUAGAUAAAAUGUUUAUCUUACUUACCAAUGAAAAUGUUAAUCAGCACAACACAACCCAGUCUAUGAAUAAGCAUCACAAUCCCUUCUUUACUACACACUCACCUGUUCCUUUCCUUGCCGAAGGUUUACACAGCUCUUGGUGGUUUUAUAUCCACCUGUAAACUCAUAAUAGCUGCCUCAUUGCAUUCCAAGUGUAAAGUUCUUCCUAGAAUACUAGUGUUAAUGAUCUGUGUUUUGAAAUCAGGUUCUGUUUGCAUUAAGAGAACUGAGCUCAUAAUGUAUGUUAUGGUGAUAUAUUGUUGUAUUCCCAAGUUAUUUUAAAGAUACAUGAACUGAAAUUAUGAGAAGAAUAUUGUAUAAGAGCAGUCUCUGUAUUUCACUUUCAGUUUUCUAAUAGGUCAUGUGUAACUCUGUGCAACCUUACCCAUUACAAAAGAUUUGGUAAGGGAAGGUGCUACAGAGAGUGAUCAUGUUCAUUCUUAUCACCACAGAGCAUGCUGGUGCUCUGCUCUGUUAGUGUAUGUGUACCUUCCUUGCCUCAGUGUUGAUUACAUUCCAGUACUGUAAUGAUGGUGCCAGCUAGAUUUAUUUCGACUCGCACAGGGGUUAAAAAGAUAAACUACUGGCAACACAAAACCAAGACAAGCCCCACCAUCAAGCCACAUUCCCACCACUUAGCCCAUCCUAUGCAGAAAUUCCAGAACAAAGCUGCUGUACAAGCAGGUGUCAAGGACAUGUGGAGACACAAAGAGUGUGCCAGGCCUGAGGGUGGGGACAUGGCCACAGCCCAGGCCCAGCUCCCUUAGACUGAUUCUAGGGCAUUUCUUUUGUAUCUCAGGAGUUUCUGCAAAUGAAAAGAGUCGGUUUUAAAUGUGGAUCAAUAGGCUAUAUUAGUCAAAGAGUUUUGUAACACACACACACACACACACACACACACACACACACACACACACACACACACACACACACACACACACACACACACACACACACACCCCUUCACAGCUGGCAAGGUUUAUUGCUUAUUGUCUUGUAUAAGAUUACAUACUGAUGUAUGUUGGUCUUUCAUAUUGAUGUAUAGUUUUGUACAGUGUGGCUUCAGUUUGAGAACUUGUGUAUGCAAAUGAAAGUGUCAGUGUGCAGAUGCUGCUUCAUCUGGGUAUAGUUGUGCAGGUUUUGUCGCAUACUUUGAGUAGACCGAGUUUCCAGACACUUUGAAGUGACUCUCAUAUGGGCGGCACCAUGAUGUGGAGCAUCGCAGCUGACUGACUCCUUUGUCUGAUGUUACUCCCAGCCUGCUGUGACAGGCAGUUUGUUCAUUGUCAAAGCUUUUCUACUUAAAAGUACAUUAAAUUGGUAAUUUUAGCAGCUACUCACCUACUUGUCUAUAUGGUGCCUGGCGUACUGAGUGUGGUGUAGUGGCAGGGCUGUCUCUCGCUGGCCAGAAUCGAUAUAUUUUUUCUGUGAUAGGUUACUGUGGUUGUGGAGAAAAAUAAUAGUUAAAUUAAUAUGUGCGUGUGAAGGUUAACAUUUGCAGGUCGACUGUUACUACACCCUGCACGGUGCCCCAGGCAGCUUGUGAUACUUGGAUACUUGAACACAGAACACACAUACACUCACACCCACAGACACACACAUUUCCAAAAAGAAAUCAUGUGCUACAAUCUUAGGCUGGCCAUUAUGUAAAUAAUUGAUACUAUAAAUCAUUUUAAUAAAUAAUGGAAAGUCA